AUCUUGUUGGAUCUACCAGAUCGGGACUCGUCGAGACAUCACUCCCUUUCUACCUCGUAUUCGAGUUGUAUAUCACAGAUCAUUGCUUGAUCGCGUACAGAAGUGCGACAUGUUACGGACGUUGGACCCAUCAUUUGUACACAAACUUCUGAAGACAACGCAGUCGUCUAGCGUCUAGUCGUUCAGUUAUAAAAGUCUGUCGGACAAUCGUAUUCAUGACGAAACACCACAAUGUACUCCGCAAGGAGCAACCGGUUCCGCACUCCGUUCGAGAGCCAACCCACUACCCUCGUAUCGAAUGGGGGUCCGGUCGAGAGGCCCAACACACUCCGAGUGACAAUCGUGCCUACCACGAGGACGAGGUGCCUUUGCUGUCGCCCAACGAACCGCGGGGGCUCAAAUCGUCCUUGCGCAAGCUGAACCCCCACCAUCGACGACUCAAAUCGGUUCGAUUCUGGUCGAGCUCGGAGGAAGCCGCCGUGGGCAAAGAGGCAGAUUCGACCUCGGUCGACACGCAAUGGCCGAGCUCGCGAAACGCCAACGUCUUGCAACGCGAUCGCGAUCGGGCAUUGCAAGCGUCGGCAGAGCCCGCGCUCGAACCCGUAUCGUCGUCUGCAUCCAGCCAGACCAGCGAGAUCCCUUACGUCCCCAUGCAACCGUACGUUAGUGUUUGGGCGUAUCAGGGAGGCAAAGAUCAACCGGCACCACUACCAACACCAUCUGUCAUCCGGGAAGAGCCGGUGCAGCCGCACCCUGCACAAGGCUGGAACCACGUCCUCCCUGCGAGCGAUAAUGUGGACAUCAGCCUCACCUUGCGCUUUGCCGCCACUGAACUCGCUCGUAACAAUCACGCAGUGUAUCCUUUGUGAUGUUGUUUGUAAUCGUUCAAUACGAUGUAGGUAGUCAAGUCUGCUCAUUGGAAAUUACCGCCAUCAUCCUCAGAUGGCGAAAGUUAUAAGGAGGAAACGAAGGCACA
Molecule: messenger RNA, 976 nt
Organism: Filobasidium floriforme
Lineage: Eukaryota; Fungi; Basidiomycota; Tremellomycetes; Filobasidiales; Filobasidiaceae
Exons: 1
Coding region: 216-869 (217 amino acids)
Source: RefSeq, a predicted model, not a curated record